CCUGCAAAACUACAAGUACCGUGAGGCUAGAUAGUGCGCUGCACCAAGAAUGGAGUCAGGAUGGCUUUUUUUAUUUUAAAGGGAACAUCAAGGUUGUCGAGUAGGUUCGAAGACGGGAGAGCAGGAUCUGGUUUGGGGAAGUGCCGUUUGUCUGAUGGUGCCAGUGGAGGACCAGCGCUUGCUAGCCCCCUCGUCCUUCCAUGACCUCCCCCCGUGGACCCUAACCCACUAGCGCCCCGCCCCCCUCCUCCUCCUCCUCCUCCUCCUCCUCCCACCCUUCCCUUGGCCCGCCCAGCCCCGCCCCACCCCGCCUCCUCUCUCUCUCCUCUGAUUCACCUGUCCCUCAUGCUUUGGACACAAGUACCACACCGACUGUCCAAUGACUGCCUGGAUCAUCCUGCCUGUGAGCCUCUCUGCUUUCUCCAUCACAGGAAUAUGGAUAGUUUACGCUAUGGCAGUGAUGAAUCAUCACGUUUGUCCUGUAGAGAACUGGACCUACAACGUGACGUGCACAGAGGAGACGGCCAAGCCGGGCUUCCCCAAAACAUGCUGCACCCUACAGGACAUUCCCCUCAUCAGUAAGUGCGGAUCCUUCCCCCCGGAGAGCUGUUUGUUCAGCCUGAUCGGUAAUGUGGGAGCAUUCAUGGUGGUGAUGGUUUGCCUGCUCCGCUAUGCCCAGGUGAUUGAACACAGUCAUUGCUGCUGGACUAACACCAGCGCUCUGGUGUCCGGCUGCACCAACGCCUUGGGCCUGGUCAUGGUGGGGAACUUCCAGGUGGACCAUGCCAAAACGCUGCACUACGUGGGGGCGGGCGUGGCCUUCCCCGCCGGGCUGCUCUUCGUGUGCCUGCAGUGCGUGCUGACGUACCGCGUGGCCAUCACUGCGCUCGACUACUGGAUGGCGCACGUCCGCGUGGCCCUGGCUGCCGGGGCCCUCAUCUCCCUGGUCCUCAGCGGCGUCUUCUUCAUCCACGAGAGCUUCGUGCUGCAGCACGCGGCGGCCGUCUGCGAGUGGGUGUUCACCGUCGACAUCCUCGUCUUCUACGGGACCUUCACCUACGAGUUUGGCGCCGUCAACAACGACACGAUGAUGGUGGCCCUGCAGCACACCCGACACCGGGGGGCAGGCGUCAUCAUUGGGGGCGGGGCGGGCAGGGGCGGGACCUUGGGCAGCGGCACCAAGAGCCUGAAGUCGCCUGGCGGGAGCAGCACCUCCACCCACCUCAACUGCAACCCAGAGAGCAUCGCCAUGCUGUAGCCACGCCCACUCCACUGCUACCUGAGAGCAUCGCCAUGCUGUAGCCACGCCCACUCCACUGCUACCUGAGAGCAUCGCCAUGCUGUAGCCACGCCCACUCCACUGCUACCUGAGAGCAUUGCCAUGCUGUAGCCACGCCCACUCCACUGCUACCUGAGAGCAUUGCCAUGCUGUAGCCACGCCCACUCCACUGCUACCUGAGAGCAUUGCCAUGCUGUAGCCACACCCACCACACCCUCCAAGAGCAUCGCCAUGCUGUAGCCACGCCCACACCCCCCUCCUCGAGCAUCACCAUGCCAUAGCCACGCCCACUCCCCCCCUCCCAGUGCAUCACCAUGCUCUAGCCACGCCCACUCCCCCCCUCCCAGUGCAUCACCAUGCUCUAGCCACGCCCACUCCCCCCCUCCCAGAGGGCAUCAACAUGCUGUAGCCAUGCGGACUGCUCCCUUCCCCCCUCCCUCUCAGUGUCCCUGGCUCACAGACUAGCCCAAUAUGGUCAGGCUACUGUGGGGCCCAUUGGCUGUAUGGCAAGGGGGAGGGAGGAGGGGGGGUUUCUGGGGGGUGGCAGAGAAAUGGAAGAUGGUUCAUAUUGGAGCAGGUUAGAUUUGGUGGUGUAGGUGCACACAUUUAUUUAGUCUGCCCUCCACCUGUCCUGUUUGUUGAGCAAGUGCUGUUUGGAGCGGUUUAUGUUUUUAUUUCUAUUUAUGUUUUCUAUUUCUUUAAAAAAAAAUUUUUUUUACACAACCCAAGUUAGCACAUACCUCAUUUGUAUUGUGAUGAUAUAAUGUACAAGACAGAUUACUUUUAAAAAAGGAAAAGGAGAGAACGUUAUCAUUGGAGUCAAGCGUUAAGUAAAUGUCCUUCCCCCCUGAAGGGGGUUAUUAUGGGUUGCAGUUGCAGCAGCAGCACUGUCCCUCUCCUGUGUCCUGAUUGGCCCUGAUGGACCUGCUAUAUAUCCCAGAGUUACUGAACAGGACCUCUGAGUAUCUUUAAGAGAAGGAAACCCAUUUGGACAGGUGUUUGGUGAGAUGUGCUGUCUGUUUUGGGAUAUGAAUUGAUGAGCACUGGA
Anguilla anguilla (European eel) is the source of this 2327-nucleotide messenger RNA. RefSeq names its product transmembrane protein 150A-like. Lineage: Eukaryota; Metazoa; Chordata; Actinopteri; Anguilliformes; Anguillidae. Bases 380 to 1258 code for a protein of 292 amino acids. The record is from RefSeq and is a predicted model, not a curated record. The transcript is spliced from 8 exons. Gene Ontology annotation, biological process: protein localization to plasma membrane.